ACGACGUCUUUGCCAAUGACGUCAUUUUGCUACGGGGCUUGCAGGGUCUAGUUGAAGGAAGCCGCACCCUACUUGAUCUGUGUCUAGUAAACAUUUAAGUUUUUGUGUAUUCCUUCAAGAACAAGUGGUAUUUUCAGAGCGAUGAAAUGAUCGUUUGACUAAUGCUGGAAGCUUUAGAACGCCGGUGAUAGAGUUGGGCGCGGUCCUGGCCUCCGUCUGGGUGUGGAGUGGGACAUCUUUGCUUGGUGCGGCAGGAAGCCAGGGCCUUGGAAUUCCAAAAAAAAGAGCUCCUGCCGGUCCACGAGUGAGAAGCAAUUAUGAAUGAGUUGGAAAGCCUGAGGCAGGAAGCAGAAACGUUAAAAAAUGCCAUCAGAGAUGCAAGAAAGCAAGCAUGCGACACAACACUGGUCCAGGCUACCAGUUCAAUGGAGCCUAUUGGACGAAUACAAAUGCGCACAAGGCGCACCCUUCGAGGCCACCUUGCAAAGAUUUAUGCAAUGCAUUGGGGCUCGGACUCGAGGAACCUAGUUUCUGCUUCUCAAGAUGGCAAACUUAUAGUAUGGGACAGUUACACCACGAACAAAGUGCAUGCUAUUCCCCUUCGUUCAAGUUGGGUUAUGACAUGCGCUUAUGCACCAUCUGGGUUCUUUGUUGCCUGUGGUGGUCUCGACAACAUUUGCUCUAUUUACAGCCUGAAGACAAGAGAAGGAAAUGUUCGAGUCAGCCGAGAACUGCCCGGGCAUACGGGUUAUUUGUCAUGCUGUCGCUUCUUAGAUGACAACCAAAUUGUUACAAGUUCUGGUGAUAUGUCUUGUGCACUAUGGGACAUAGAAACAGGACAGCAGUAUACUUCAUUCAUUGGCCACACAGGUGACGUCAUGUCACUAUCCCUCUCGCCUGAUAUGAGGACGUUUGUAUCAGGGGCAUGUGAUGCUUCAGCUAAGCUGUGGGAUAUCCGAGAGGGCUCAUGCAAACAAACCUUCCCUGGUCAUGAAUCUGAUAUCAAUGCUGUUACGUUCUUCCCGAAUGGUUUUGCAUUUGCCACGGGUUCAGAUGAUGCAACCUGCCGCCUGUUUGACAUUCGCUCAGAUCAGGAACUAGCCAUGUAUUCACAUGACAACAUUAUUUGUGGUAUCACAUCAGUGGCUUUCUCGAAGUCUGGUCGGCUCCUAUUGGCUGGCUAUGACGACUUUAACUGUAAUGUGUGGGACUCCAUGAAGACAGAACGGGCAGGAAUCCUUGCGGGCCACGAUAACCGAGUGAGCUGUCUGGGUGUGACAGAGGAUGGCAUGGCAGUUGCCACUGGUUCAUGGGACAGCUUCCUGCGUAUAUGGAACUAGACUCAGUGCUGAUAGUUCAUUGGCUGCCAAUUCAUCUUCACCACAGUACAGUACAGUACAGGGGCACCACCAGCACAAGCCAAGGCACCGCCGGGGCCCGAGGCACCGCAAAACUAUGGCAUCUAUGAGCUGCACUGCCGCCAGAACCAAGCAUCAGGCGACGUGUGCUACAGAUGCCUUUGCUGCUGCAUCAGUCUUUUUAUUUGUGGAUCGGUUUAGGGGUGGGGAUAAAAUCUUCCCCUGGAUUUUAGCUUUUAGUUUUUAUUAUUCAAUGAGGAACAGACAAUAUUGUUUCUUUCAAAUAUUAACAUGAGAUGUGUGUGUGUGUGUGCGUGUGUGGUAAGCGAAAGCAGCUCUUUGCUUUCCACUCAAGAUCACUGAAGAAAGUUAAUGUUGAGUUCUUUUUAUAUCUUCACUGGCACAUUAUGUCAAACUUUCAAAUUCAUGCCAAAUAAUUUGCUUCUCUUUAAUUUUCAAAGUCAAGACUUCUAUUCUGAAGUCCAUUUUACAUACAAUUAGCACAAUUCACAUUUCAUCUGUUUGUCAAGAAGUGAAUGAACAGAAUCCAUAUUUAUGAGAUGCAUUUACUUGCAGUAUUUUUAGUUUUAAAUUUAAAGCAUAGUUAAAUCAAUGAUAUGUAAGGACCAGUAAUUGUUUUGUUGGACAUGUUUAUGAACUUUGUUAGAAAAGUGCCCUCAAGUAGUCUGCUUGCAUGCUGGAAGGUGGUGAUUUCGGUUGUCCCCACACCCUGGCCCACGGGCCUCUGCCAACUUAAUCACUCAAAUUGAGUGUUAAUUACCUACUCAAUUGCCAAUUGUCACUGACGGCAUUUCUAUCGCCUCAAUGAGAAACUAGCUGGUCCUCGGGUUGGUUCUGGCAACAGUACUUGGUCAGGACAAGCACUUGUUGUCUCAGCCGCGUCUCAGGCAUUUUUGCCACUGUUUUCAAAGCUCAGUUUGUUAACUGAGUCAGGGGGGCUGGGACCACUACAAGCUGAGCAGGCUGAAAUAGCAACCAACCCGACCCUCUGGUUCCACUCUUUUAAUCAAAAGUCAAAGGUGGAUGUUGGAACAAAUAGCACAUGGAUAAGUCAGUUUCGUAAUUUUGUAUUGGUUUGGAAGUCUGUGUUAUCCUUUUCUUUCCUUGUAAUAUAGAACAUAGAAUCUUUCCACGUCAUUGUUUUUCAUCUCUGUACCACAAAGAACUUAAGUGUAAUGCAAAAAAAAAAAUACUGCCAACAUUAAUUUUAUGUGACUGUACCAAACAUAUAGACCUUACCCUUUUGCAAAAAAGUAAGUAUAAUGUAAUGGAAGUUUGUGGAAGUAUGAGAGUGGUUCCAUUUAUUUUCAUUUUAUUUUUCAAUUUUGAGACUUGUGUGAGCAACUUCCAAAGGGCUGUAAAUACGCAUUUAAAAGCUUUGUAGAAAAAAAACAAAACAAAAUCUCUAGUGUUAUGAGAUGCAGUUCUGAUAUAUAGUCAGUUGCAUUGAAAAUUCGAUAAAUGGGAUUUUGCAAGAGAAACGACAAACUCAUUAAAUUGGAUAUUGCAAAUUAUUUGAAAAAUAGAAUAUUGCAACUUUUUAACUGCCAAUGAUUCUAAAUUUUUCUCUCUGGAGUUGUCAUUACACUUUGAUUUCAAUUAUCACUCUCCCUUAACUUGUACUUCUGUAGUGUCAACUGUGUUAUUAAAACGAACUGUGAAUCUUCAGAUACCUUCAAAACUUCAAAUACCACUUUCAAAUACCUGUUUUAUUCUUCCACUCUUCCCCACCCCGUUUUUAUCACUUUUCUUAUUUGAUUUUGAAUGUUUUGGAUAGUUAAAUCCUAAAGAGUUGAUUUUUAUUGUGAGCAGAUAUUUCCUAAAGAGCUGAUUUUUAAUGUAUGUGAAAUUAUUAUUCCUAUGGAGCUGAUUUUUAUUGAUAAAAACAAUUAUUCUUGUGGAGUUGAGUUUUAAAAUUGUGGCGCCCUGUUUCCUAAGGAGCUGAGAGGUCGACCUUUCAACAUGUACCAUCCUGAACCUGCCCCCUGAUGCACAGCAGGACACUGUCUUAUGGUAAAGAAUUUUGUACUUUAUUUAUGAAGUUGAUGGCUGAUAUGUAAUUAAAAGCAGUUUGUGUAAAUAAUUCGAACGAAUAGAUGCCAUGGAAAGUGUUCCUUUUGUUCCCUUUUUGUUUUCCUCUCACAAACGCAUUUCAUUAUUUAGGUUUCCUCUGGAAUGUGUUUUUGUGUGUUUGAAUAUUGUGAGUCAUGUAUGCGUGUGUGAUAGUGUGAUGUGUGAAUGUGGUCUUCAUGUGCAGAGUGUGCAGGCUAUGUAAUUUAAUUUUGUGUGUAAUUGCCUGUCUUGAUGUCUCACAAGCCAAGAAGCUGAUGUUGAGUAGCGUCUCUGCUGCUCACUUUAUAUUUAUCAUUUGUCAUUGUCAAAACCAUUGUCUCCUCUUCAAAAAUUCACCAAAUGAAUUUUUGUUUUGUUUUUAUCUUUGAUAUAUAUUUUUUGUUUCAAUUAUUCCAUCCCCUUUUUAUGUUAAAGAAAGGAGAUCUGUAGAGGAGCAUUCUGCACUGAUUUUUGCUUUGGCCACUGCCUGUGGGUUGUGUUGGCGUGAGAAAGGUCAGUGUGGCACAUAGCGCCUCAAUGUUUGUACGUGUUUGCUAAGUGCUAAUACAGCUCCACCAAGCUUCAUUUUCUCUUGCUAAGUACAAUUAAUUGAAUGAAGUACCUAAGGGCUGACCAUCAAUAAAAUAUCAUUAUAUUCUAAAUAUAUACGCCGCAAGCGUGGUGCAACUCUUGCGAGAAUCACUUUAAAAUGUCAUACAGAAUGCGAAUGCUAUACCACAACUUCUUAUUGACUGGCAGGCCGCGUGCUUGAGGGGAUGGGUGUUGACUGUGUAGGUGAUUGACCAAAUGUGGCUGCACCUAGACCUGUCAUGCCGCCACAUAUGGGCUCAGGGUCUUUUUCCUGCACUAGUUGUGUCCACCGCCACUUCAACCAUGCCUGCCUGCAAUGGGCCCCCAGAUUUCCGACAAAAGUCUUAGUUAUAUUAUUCAUAAAUCUUUUCUCGCAAUUCUGGGAGCCCUACAGUCAGAAAGAACCAAUUAAUGUUUGUAUAAAGUGUGUAUUCUGUCCUCUCAAUAUAAUUUAUUUUAAAAAUGGAAUAUUUCUACUGUUCUUAUUAACAUGGUACUGUACUGUAUGAUUUUGAACAAAACAACAUGGUUAAGUACAGUCUAACUGUGUGUAGCUAGAUAGUCCUUUCUAUGAAAUGAUAUGGAAUGAUUGUGAAUACGAGCUGACAUCAUUUUUUAAAGGAAAAAAACCCGUGUAAAUGUAGUCAAAACGUGUGAAAAUACCAUGUUAAGGAAACUUUGCCCUAAAAAAAACCCUUGCUGUUUCCUUGAAGUGACAUGAAUUCUUUGGUAGAAUGUAGCCAUUAUUGUAUCUUUUGAUCGGCAGAGGCACAUCACUGUCCAGGAAAAUAAGUUAUUGACAAGGGUUGGAACAAAAUGCACAAUCUGCUAUCCAGGCAUAUUGUCCUGUUCUGAUUAGAAACAAAUGGUCCUGAAUUUGAUAAGACUCAUUAAUUGAUCCCUGCACAGUUUGUGCCCGAUUAAAGUUUACAAAAUUCUCUCCUGAUCACUAUUCCAUAGAUAUUUGAAGGAGACGUCCUUCUCUCCUAAAAUGUCACAUUUUCAGUUGUUUAUUUGUGUAAUGAUAAGCAUCAAUCAUGGGUGAGUUGAGUCAGAACUAUCCAUAACUACCUACCUAAAAAUUACUAAAGUAGUGUUAUUUUGUUCCUUUUUGUAUCUAUGAGAAUGUAAAAAAACAAAAACAAAAAAAAAACACCAUCGCUGUUAGCUUCUGAAAGUUGUGUUUUGUGGUCUGUCUUGUAAAGUAACAUUAAAGUCUCAUUUGUCCAAAUAAA
Messenger RNA from Thrips palmi, 5257 nucleotides. RefSeq names its product guanine nucleotide-binding protein G(I)/G(S)/G(T) subunit beta-1 (gene Gbeta13F). NCBI's taxonomy places the organism in Eukaryota, Metazoa, Arthropoda, Insecta, Thysanoptera, Thripidae. The record is from RefSeq and is a predicted model, not a curated record. Gene Ontology annotation, biological process: G protein-coupled receptor signaling pathway. Gene Ontology annotation, molecular function: signaling receptor complex adaptor activity; protein binding. Gene Ontology annotation, cellular component: heterotrimeric G-protein complex; cytoplasm. The transcript is spliced from 9 exons. The coding region runs from base 318 to 1340 and encodes 340 amino acids.